AUGGGCAGGCCAUCAGACCCCCCACCCAGCUACCGUGACGACCCCGAAGCAGUCUCCCUCCACACCACCCCCGACGACUACACCUACGAUGACGCGCCCGAAAUCUCGGGCCUCCCUCCCUCCUACACCGACAGCGAAGCAGGAAACAGCACCACCCCCUUACCAGAUAUCCCCAUCCGCCACAUCCCACCCCCAACCACACGAACCAACCACAACAGCCCGAGCUUCAAGCAUGGCAAACCCGUCGUCACAUCCACAAUAAACGUCCUAGAACCCCUCUACGACACCAACCCUUCCGACCUCGAAUCCGCCAUCCAAUCCUUCGCAAAAGUUGCCCCAGUCCCCCUCAUCUACAUAAUGGGCACACACAAGGAAACCGUAAAGAAGGGCGACAAGAAAGAAACCCAGCACAUCACCGACUUCCGCUUGGUAAUAAACCUCCAACGCUACCUCCGUCCCAACUUCAACGAUCACGACACCUCAACAAUGUCCCUCACCACGGUCGAAAACAGCGAGAAAACGCACCGCGGCACGAUCCUCAAAUGCAGAGCUCCAGGCUCCAAACAAGAUAUCGAAGUAGGCAGCGCACCGAAACCAAGCUUGACUGAGUGGUGCCAUAGAUACUGUGCUUCACCGCGUGCACUCCGUAUUUUCCGGUUGCGGCGCGUGGUAACGGGGCUGGAUGAAGUGUAUCUACGCAACAGAAUCGAAGGAGUGAUUCGAGCGACGAAUUACCGGGGAAAUAUUGCUGUGACGUUUCCUGUAGAGGACAAGAAUGUUGAUUUCUACACGAGCUCCAAAGUGAAUGCUUGGAGGCUUAAGAAUUGGGUGUGUUGGAUCUUUUACCUGACUUUUCUGUGGAUUUUCAGCUGGCCGGUGCUUUUCUUUGCGACGAGGAGAUAUGCUGUUGUCAAGGCUGAGUGGCCCUUUUCGACAGUAGAUAGUCAGAGGAUUAAAGAGUACACGACGGUUAGUGAGGAGGAAUGGGUUGCGAAGUGGCAGGUGGCUAUUAGGAGGUUGGUACUUGAUCGGUUUGAGGGGGAGGCGAAUGAGGAGAUGAUGAGAGGCGUCAUGGAGAGGGAUGCUGACCCGCCUAUGCCUGGGACGAUUCGGACGGGGCAUGCGGGUGUGGAUAGUGCGGUGGGGGUUUUGACGCAGGGAUUCCAGGUUGCGAGGGCCAUUUCGGGAGGUGAGGGAUUGGGUAGAGGAUUACAGGGUGGAUGGGGGUAUGAUUCUUGA
Alternaria atra is the source of this 1239-nucleotide messenger RNA. RefSeq lists its product as uncharacterized. Lineage: Eukaryota; Fungi; Ascomycota; Dothideomycetes; Pleosporales; Pleosporaceae. The transcript has a single exon. The record is from RefSeq and is a predicted model, not a curated record. The coding region runs from base 1 to 1239 and encodes 412 amino acids.